Molecule: messenger RNA, 636 nt
Organism: Onychostoma macrolepis
Lineage: Eukaryota; Metazoa; Chordata; Actinopteri; Cypriniformes; Cyprinidae
Product: protein shisa-like-2A
Exons: 3
Coding region: 1-504 (167 amino acids)
Source: RefSeq, a predicted model, not a curated record
AUGAGUGCGGAUUGCGCGGAAUAUUACAACGCGGAUAACGUGUUUGUCAGCGGCUUCACGUGCCCCAAGCCAGACAGCGACGCGCGAGCGAUCUUCUGCUGCGGGUUCAAUGACGUCAAAUACUGCUGCGACGAUCCCAACAGCUUUUUCCCAUAUGAGUAUGGAUAUAUGUGGUGGCUCAGUUUGGGAGCUCUGGUUGGUUUGUCUAUAGCUGCAGUGGUGCUGUUAGCCUUCAUCAUCACUAUUUGUGUGCUUUGCUACCUGUUCAUUGCCACUAAACCUCGAGGACUGGACAACGGACUGCCUUUACGAGCACCAGGAUCUGCGCCCAGUCCUCAGGAGGGUCCGAGUCAGCCGAGUGCCCCGUCAGGACCGCAGGGUUUCCGCAAGCAUUUCCUCCGGGGCAAACUGGACUGUGACAACCAGCCGCCCGACCCGGACCGGCUGUUCCAGCGCUGCUUCAUGGCUACGGUCACCACCAUCAACGUCGAAGGACCGUCAUAAAGCCCUGGAGCUGCAAAUACGACAAGAACAACUUUACCCAGGAGUAUUUGAUGUAACAGGAGUCUGAUGUAAUAUUUGGAACCUCAGAAAGGAUGUGGAAUUGAAAUCUCCACUGUUUUGGCCUAAACAGAC